Messenger RNA from Lipotes vexillifer (Yangtze River dolphin), 990 nucleotides. The record is from RefSeq and is a predicted model, not a curated record. NCBI's taxonomy places the organism in Eukaryota, Metazoa, Chordata, Mammalia, Artiodactyla, Lipotidae.
AUGCUGCCGCCAGAAGUUCCCCGGGCCUCCGAAGACGGCACAGCCGCUGGGCCCCAGCGAGGUGACUGCGUCAUCUGCUACUCAGCCUAUGACCUCACUGGGCACCUACCCCGCCGCCUCUACUGCGGUCACACCUUCUGCCAGGCGUGCGUGCGGCGGCUGGACACGCCAGCCCACGAGCAGCACUGGAUCCCCUGCCCGCAGUGCCGCCAGAGCACACCCACGCCCCGUGGAGGGGUGGCCAUGCUGGACCUCGACCUGGCUGCCUUCCUGGCCGUCAGGGCCGAGCGGGAGCCGCCUCGCACAGAACCCCAGCCCCCCACGCCCCUCAAAGGCAGCACCGCCAUCACUCAACAGCCGGCCAGGCUUUGCCCUGCCUUGGGCCCCCAGCCCCACUUCCCCCAGCCGAGAUGCUGCUGCUGGGGCUGCAGCGGCCUCUGCUGGGACCCCCUGGGCAGCCCCGAGCCCUGCGAUGGUCUGCUCACUGAGCUCCCGCUGUGUCGGGAGCUGUCUGGGGAGGGUCCCCCGCAGGCACAGUCACUGCUGCCACAGGUGUCCAAGGAGGUCCAGGCCCAGGGUGGGGGGACCUGCCUGAGGGGCUGCUCAGGACAGCCGCUCCCAUGCCAGGCCCUCAGCUUCCUUCUGCCUCCCCGUGGCCACCAGACAGACCCUUCAGAGGGACCAGAGCAUGUGCUGGAGACAGUGGACGCAGACCCCACCAAUUGGGCUGCAGCAUCCCCACCCCCGCACAGGAAGGAGCCCCUGGGAGGGCCCGCGGGGCCCGCACCGGGCAGUGAGCGGCAGGGACGGACAAGAGAAUGUGCUGAGAGGACACUCAGAAACCUCCUCCCUCCCGGGGACAAAGUGCCCCUGCACCAGCGACCAGUGGGCAGCAAGCAGGGGGCCAGGAAGACCAGGCCUGACGGGGAGGGGCUGGCCCCAGCCGGGCAGCUCUUCCUCCCUACAUCCCAGGAGCAGGAAGGGGACUGA